UCUUAUCUGCAGCCGUGUGCCUUUCCAUCUGCAUGUCUCGUGUGUAAAUAGUGGCCUGGUAUGCUUCGUUCAGUGAGUAGGGUUACUGAAAACACUGCUGAUUUAAUUACCACUGUUGAUGUUCUCCAUUACUUUCAUUAGACAUGGUUCGCGUUGUUCCACUGAGCAGUGAAAGCAGAUUAAACUAGUAGAUACAGCUUUAUUGGUUUUAAUUGCUUAUUAAUUUAACCCCAAUGUUCAGAACAUACUGAAUGGGUUCCUACAGUACAGCUGGAAGUUUGCCAGCUUGUCUUGUGAUAACAUCAUCCACCAUUUCCUUAGACUUAUCUGCCCCAGUGUAAAUGACCUGACAUUACUAAAGGAAAUGCCAUCUGCCGCAACAAAGCAUCGCGGGGCUUGUGAACUGCUAAUGAAACAGCCGACUUCUGAAAUCUGGACUAAUCAAAGAACUUUGAACAACUAAAAAUACCCUCCAGCCUUGAGAAACACUGGAGUGUCUACAGCCUACAGGCAGAGCUGGACUGACUGGGGACAGAUUACUGGGAAAUACUUUACAGUUCUAGAUUAUUGGGAAAUACUUUUCUGUGCAGUGGUGACUUUCCCUUCUGCUGUUGAUUUUCAGGUUAAGUGCCUGACAUCUACUGGACUUGUAUAGUUCCAAAUGGCCACAUGUAUUUAAACCAACUGGACACAACUGAUGCUAUGGUGUGAUGCUAAGCAAUGCAACCACUCCUUAGGAGAUAAGAGAAGCAAUGCUUUUACCAUGUGUUGAGAAUGCUUCAGUGCACGCAGGAAGGUUUCAGCAUGAAAACACACAAUUCUUGAGUAGAUUUCAGAUGAAAUGUGAGAAAUCAAAACAUUGUAGGACAUCAGUGUUUAACAACAGUAAGACACUGCCUUUGUGGAGGGAGAGUGGAUCUAAGAGGAGUUAGACUCUAAAAGAAAUACUGCGUGAAAGGUUCUGUAAGGGGAUUUUUGGUCACAUUUACCAGUGGUUAAAUGAUGUAUCCUUGGAUGUCUUGGCACAUUGUGAAUAUGAAAUGGCAUUAACUCUUUCAGCAACCUGGGCUCUGUUCCCCAAAAUCAUCAUAGUGUUAAGAUCAUCUUAAUCAAGAGAGUUUUCAUGUAAUAUUUGCUGUACCUUUUAAAGUUGAUCUUUAUUUUACUUUGUUUUUGGGAAACUCGGCCCUGAACAAAACUGGGCGAGGGUGUGCGCACAGGUGCGGCCGCACCCUUACUAAACAUUGGCAACGCCUCAUUUAUCACUAUUCAUACAGCGACGUUCAAUGCAAUUUUAUUUAGUCCUCGGAUUUGUAAAAUCCGAGGACCGAAACGUAUCGGAACGGAAAUAUUUCCAUGCUAGCUCUCCGGUAUUCCCAUGAAACUCCCUCCGACCCGUGUUACGAGCUAAGCAGUAAAAGCUGCAUUCGCACCUGCAUGCAGACGAACGUGUCCUCGCGACGAGGAAGGCUCCGUUCUGCCCCGCGCGCCUCCGGCACCUGGUGAGGUCACGCGCCGUUUGCGCUUCGACUCGCGCGUUUAUUCCCGGCUCGAGAGGAAGGGUGAAGCACUGGAGGAGUUUCUUUUUUUAAAAUCGCUCUCCUCUUUCAGAAUGGGAUCCCCGGACCCAGACGCGGGUGGGGCGGUGGCCGUCCUCGGGGUUCCGGCCGCUGGAAGCUCGCAGCAUGUGAUUUUAUUGCGGACGGCAGCGGACUGUGCGCUCCGGGAUUAAACUCUGGUAUUAAGUUGCUGCCAAACUUCACUCCACGUUGUUGGACUGAGGUUUAUGCACCGUGAACGGCGAUGGGAUUCGUGAACCAGAGGCUCGAGCAGUGACAGAAUGGCCAUCGGAACCAUCCACGGGCUUCUCUCGUGUGCUGCGCUGUAUUAUAUUUUGCUUUAUGCUUCGGGAGAGGUUGCACAGCAAAACGACUACUUGAAUACUCUACAGAGUUCAGGCCUUCCGUCCUGCCCGGAGGGCUUCUCCGAGCUGGGCUACUACAACGGUUCCGUGUCCCAGACCGAGUCUGGCUUUCCCUGCCUGAAGUGGACGGAGUUUGUGGACUACGUGCAGCAGUACCCAGACAGAGGGCUGGGCCAUCACAACUACUGCAGGAACCCUGACAGCGCGGCAAAGCCCUGGUGUUUCUUCAGACAGCUCUCUGGAGCCAUCAGCUGGGCCUACUGUGACUGCCACCAGGGCACAGCCAGACUUGUGGGAGGCGUGUCCAACAUGAGCGGUCGCCUGGAGAUUUAUCUGAACGGCCAGUGGGGGGCAGUGUGUGACACACACCUGACUGACCGAGACGCAAGUGUCACCUGUCGACAGCUUGGUCAGGGUGAAAUCGGUACCGCUCUCAAACACUCCUACUUUGGGCCUGGUUCCGGACUCUUCCACUACGAACGCCUCGGCUGCCGUGGCAACGAGAACUCCCUGAUGGAGUGUCGGAACAGGAAGUUUGUCUCUGGCGACUGUAACCAUGGAAACGAAGCUGGAGUCGUGUGUGCUGUACCUGAUGAGGCAGAGAAAGGAGCUUCUUGUACAGACACAGGUUAUGGCGCCCCCUUGAGGCUGGUGGGAGGUCUGGAAGACUUUGAGGGGCGAGUGGAAGUGUAUCAUAACGGCAAAUGGGGCACGAUCUGUGAUGAUCACUGGGACGACAUUGACGCGGAGGUGGUCUGUAGACAGUUGGGAAUGGGCGGUGUGCCGAAGGCGUGGGCCUGGUCUCACUUUGGCCAGGGCCUGGGGCCCAUCCUCCUGGAUGGCGUGCACUGCACGGGAAAUGAGCUGUCUGUGGAGGAUUGUUCCCACGCGCCCUGGGGCGAGCACAACUGUGACCACAUGGAAGACGCUGGGGUAUCCUGCAACCCAUACACAGAUGGCGAGGUACGUCUGGUGGGAGCAGGAGGGCCCUGGGAGGGCCGUCUGGAGGUGUACCAUGCCAGAGAGUGGGGCACAGUAUGUGAUGACAAUUGGACUGAACAGCACGCCCAAGUGGUGUGUCAACAGCUUGGCUUCAGCAGAGGGCGUGCUGAGGUGGUUCCUGGAGCUGCAUUUGGGGAGGGCACAGGGUCCAUCCUGCUGGAUGAGGUGAGCUGUGAAGGGAGUGAGCACUCCCUGCUGGAGUGCGACCGCGCGGAGUGGGGCUGCCACGACUGCUCGCACGGCGAGGAUGUGGGCGUGCGCUGUGACAGAGAAGGAAGCGCCAAUGACAUUCCUGUGGUUCCUCCAGUCUCAGGUCCGUUGCUGCGGCUGGUGGACGGAGAGAGUCGCAAAGAGGGCAGAGUGGAGGUGUUCAUGGGCGGUCAGUGGGGCAGCGUGUGCGACGAUGGCUGGAACGACGUCAGCGCUGCCGUGGUCUGUAGGCAGCUGGGCUUUGUCGGCGUGUCAAAGUCGCGCUCCAUGGCCUAUUUCGGAGAGGGCCAGGGUCCCAUACACCUAGACAACGUGAGGUGUACGGGGACGGAGUCGUCUCUGGGCCAGUGCUCAGCCCAGGGCUCACAUGCGCAUAACUGCAGGCACAGCGAGGAUGCUGGCGUCAUCUGCGACUACGUCCCGCCAUCGGCGGGAGAUGGUGCCAUGGCAACGCUACCGUGCGGCCUGAGGUCCAACGUGCAGCGCCGGAGGAGGAGGAUCAUUGGAGGCGACAAGUCGCUACGAGGGGACUGGCCAUGGCAGGCUUCCCUGUGGCUGCGGUCUCAGGCCAAAAGAAACCAUCCCCUGUGUGGAGCUACUGUCAUCAACUCCUGCUGGCUCGUCACUGCGGCUCAUUGCUUUAAGAGGUUCGGCACCGAUCCCUCACGCUACGUUCUGAGGCUGGGGGACUACCAUACUGAGGAGAGGGAUGCCUUUGAGCGCACCCUCUCACCCGAGCGCAUCAUCAUCCACAGCAGGUACCACAGCCAGGGCUGGGAGUACGACAUCGCCCUGCUGAGUCUGAGGGGGGCGCACGGUAACUGCGUGGCCUUCAACCCCCACACGAAUGCCGCCUGCCUUCCGGCUCGCGGCCCCGGGAGAGCCGAGAGGCCAUCUGCAUGCAUCAUCACCGGCUGGGGCGUUACAGACUCGGAGUACUCUCGCACGCUCCUGCAGGCUUGGCUCCCCCUGCUUCCCUCCUGGAAGUGUAAGAAGCGCUACGGGAGCCGCUACACCGGCCGCAUGCUCUGCGCCGGCAGCCUGUCGCACCGUCGCCGGGUGGACAGCUGUCAGGGUGACAGUGGGGGCCCUCUGGUGUGCCAGGGCGAGGACGGGCGCUGGACUCUGACCGGGGUCAUUUCCUGGGGGCACGGCUGUGGCGACCCCCGCUACCCGGGGGUGUACACGCGGGUCAGCAGGUUUCUGAAGUGGAUUGAGAAGGUCACCCUAAGUCCUGCUUAUGUCUGACGUUACAGUGUGGUCAUGGCUUAUUCACCAUCAAUAUACUGUACUUGAAAUCUGAAAUGCCUGUGGGGGAUUUGACUAAACCCAGGAGGCUCAUGGGCAGCAGAGUUCUGGCUUCAUCUCUACUGUUGACAUCGCAGCGUUUUUUUUUUUGUUUUUUUUUCC
Electrophorus electricus (electric eel) is the source of this 4546-nucleotide messenger RNA. RefSeq names its product neurotrypsin. The record is from RefSeq and is a predicted model, not a curated record. Gene Ontology annotation, cellular component: membrane. Gene Ontology annotation, molecular function: serine-type endopeptidase activity. NCBI's taxonomy places the organism in Eukaryota, Metazoa, Chordata, Actinopteri, Gymnotiformes, Gymnotidae. Gene Ontology annotation, biological process: proteolysis.